AUGGCGGUGAGUUUUUGAAUUUUGAAUUUUCGAAGUUUCUGAAUUUUAUAUGAAAGCUACUAUGAUGUGGCAAUCAAAAAAAAAAUUUAAAAAAUUGGGUUUUCACACAAAUUUCGAUUUCAAAUCUGAAAAUUUGGCUGAAAAUCUACAGUACUCAAAUUCUUCACUCCCACAUCCUUCCCUCUAAAUUCAAAAAUUCACACAUAUUUUUCAUAUUUUGUGAAAUGUUCAUGUGUUACACGAACUUAUGUGCAUAAAAAAUCAGAUUCCUCGGGAAUAUUGUUUUUUUUGCUACACAUAUGAAAAGACACAAACACACAAAAAAUAAAUCAAAUUAUAUUGCAAGUUUUGUUUUGUUCUGUUUUUCCUCAUUUUUUGGGUGAAACUGAAAACUUGAAAAAUGUUGGUGGAUAUUAGGAAAGCUUCGACGACUCAGGUGAGAUAUUUGAAAUUUUUUUUUUCGAAGAAAAAAUAGGAGUCAUGCAUUUUUAAUGUUUUUUUUUCUUCACAAAAAUAAAUAUAUUUUUUUUUAUAAAUUUGCUCAUUUAAAUUCAGGGUGGAUUUGGAUUCGGAAAUUUUGAAAAAUAAUAGUUCCAGAUUUUUCUGAGAAUCCAAAAAGGUUUUGAAAUUAGAUGUAACAUGAGCAACAUUAGAAAAUUUUCAUAAUAUGAGCAAUGGUGAACCUAGAAGUUUUUGAAAGCUUCUUGAGUUUCAGAUUUUCUAAAAAAAAUUAAAUUCUGUGAAGUUGGGAUAACUCAAAUUUUCGUUGAAAAAUUGAGCUUCUAAAAUUUUUUUUGGACAAAAAAAUUCCAAGAAUUUCUGAUGAAAAAUUCAGAAGAUCGAAAAACUUUACUUACCGUAACUCAAAAAUCUACAGGACCCCAAAAUUUUGGAAAAAUCAAAAAAUCAUAUUCUCAAGAAGAACUCAAAAGUUUCAAAUUUCAAUGUUUCCAACAAAAACCUGAAAUCCAAACAUGUUGCGAUGAAAUUAGUCUACUUUUUGUCUUCCUCCCUCGUUUUUUCUUCCUUUUUCUUCUUCUUUUUUUUCCUACGCUCAUUUCCUAUGCUUCUUCACAUAACAUGCUUUUUCUAUCCAUUCUUUUCUAGUUUUAGUUGGUCCGUAUAUUCGAUUCUCCCUCUCUCUUUCUCUAUUUCUAUUUCUCUAAUCUCCCCCUCUCAACGACAAAAAAAAUACGAAGCCAACUUUUUUCUGACAUUUCGAUUUUGCAGUGUUCAAGGGUUCUUGACUUUUUUUUGGAGAGAUUUGAUAUUUUUGAGAUUCUCUCUUUUUUUUCUAAGGAUUCUGAAGAUUUUUAGAAUUUUUUUGAAGUUCAGAAAAAUCACAAACAUCUGUUUCCAUUUAUUGAAACUUUUGUGGACCUUUUUUUAAAUUAUGAGAUCAGAGACUUUUAGAAUCUGAAAUUAGCUUGAUAUUGACUGCAAAAUUUUAUUUGGUAUCUAAAUUUUUAAAUUUUCUGUAAAUUUCAAAUAAAUUUUACGUACAGUCGGAGAUUUGAACUUUAAAAUUUUUUUUUUGAAAUUUUUUCCCCAGGGAAGUACUGUAGGGGGUUUGCUCGUAGUGUUUGCUGUUUGGUGCAUUCAGAUUUUUUCGAGACAUUUUUUUCUUUGAAGUAAGGAAUUUCAAUUUUUCUGAUAAGCUUCCUCUUAAAUCUCAAAUUUGUAAAUCAAAAUUUCAGAACUACCUGAAGUUUUCUGCUUCACAAGUUUUUCAAAAUUUUUCAAUUCGACUCUUCUCUGAAGAUAAAUUUCUCUCAACUUUUCUUUUAAAUUUCAAGUUUGAUUUUUGAACUUCAAAAUCUAUCAAAAAAAGUUCAAAAAACCAGAACAUAUGUGAGGCUUCUUAAUUUUCAAAUAUCAUAUUUUUUGUCAAAAAAUGUUUUUUUCUUACCAAAAAGAUUUCUAGAACUUUUCUUAUAAAAAAAAAAAAAAAAUGACCUGAACCAACUUUUUCGGAAGUGUUAACCAAUUCUGACUUUCUGAAAUUUUAAAUUUCAAAUGUUUUCCUUCUCCAAGCUUUUUCAAAAAAAAUGUUCCAAUUUAAAACCAAUCUUCUCAUCUCCCGAGAUACUACAAAUAUUGAUUACAACAUAAAAUUGGUUUUAAUGUAAUGUGUCAUAUCUUUUUUGUGCUCCUCUUCUUUUUUCUGUGAACCUUUCUAUUUUCUGAGGAUUUUUCAAUCAAAAAUGGGAGUAAGUCUUUCUUUGCUGGAUUAGAAAUAUACAUAAUAUAUUAGGAAGCCACCAGAAAAUCCAUAUUCUCUUCUAGUGAAUUUUAAAUUUUUCUUCAGCGGAGGGGAAAAAUUGGAAAACAUAUUCAUGUUCAUUUUUCAAAUUGUCUUCCGGGAAAAUAUUUAUUUUCAAAAAAAAAAUAAAAUUUCAGAUGCUAGCUGCGCGUGGAGUUUCUCUGGGCCUGGGGAAAAUCAAUUUAUCUGAUUUGAACCAACUUCCACAAGAUCGAUUAUUGGCGGCACAGUUGAAAAAAGAGGAGAAAAUCAAGAAGCCUAAAAUUAUUAUCAAGAAAAAAGCGGAUGCUAAGGUUGGUGGAAUAUUUUUUUUGGGGAAUUUUUUUUGGGGAGGUACAAAGUUUUGAAAUAAUCCUGGAUUAUGAAAUUCAUUUUUUGUUUUGCGGACAAGUUUUGAAAGAAGAACUUUUUCUGUUUCUAGAAUUUUUUUGAAUCCUGAUUUUUAUUCUUAAGAAAACCAAAGUUUUAGAAAAAAAAUUUUCUAUGAAAACUUUUUUGGCAAAUUUUGAAUUGAGCCCAAAUUUUCAGAAGGGAAGGAAUCUAAACAUUUUCAAAAAAAAGUUUCCCAAUUUUUGAAUUUCCGAUUCAGAACUGUUCCCAAAAAAAUCACUUCUUUCUGAAAAUUCAAAAUUUAUAUCUGAAAGUUCAUGGCUACAAAAACUCAAAAAUUUAGAAGAUAAUUUUUUUUUCUGGAAAAUCCGAAAAUUGUAUCCAACUGCGAUUUUAUUACGAAUUUUGAGAAUUCGAAAUAUUUUUAUAAGAAUUCAAAAAAAAAUUAUUCUUGGGCGUUUUUUAAUUUUGAAAAAUCAAAUUGAAACGUUCGUAAUUAAAGUUUCCUUUUAAAUUUCCCUCAAAUUUUUCCCGCCAAAAAAAAUCAUGAAAAAGUUUAGCAGACCCCAUCCUUCCGUUUCUUUCUUAUGUACAUCGAUAUUUUCUAUUUUUUUGGAAUUCAAUUUUUCUCUCACUUAUUUUUCAAACAAUUCUUUCUGGAAACGACGAAUUCCCAAACGUAUUUUUAUCGAAGGGUGCUACUCACUAAUUUUCGUCUACUUUUCUCAAACUUUUUUCCCGACUCAUUUUUUGCCGGAAAUUUCAUUCGGAAGUGUGCUUUUGAAUGCGAAAAGCAAAGCCAAGAAGAAAAUAAGAAUAGAACAUUUCUUGUUACUUACUCCAAAACCCUUUUAAUUUAAUUGAAUUGGUGUUAGAAACCUCUCUUUUUUCAUUCUAGCCUUUAUUCUAUCUGAAAAAAAAUGUCGAAAAAGUGUUCGUAUUCACGAGUUGCGACAAGUAUUGCUGAAUCUUGUGGUGAUGAAUCGAUGGCUUUGGCGAUUUAUGAAUCGCUGCUCAAACAUAAAAAGGUUGGCGGUUUUGAAAUUUGAAUUUUUCGUUUUCAGAAAAUUUUUCUGAAAAUGAAAAUAAAUAGAAAUUGGAGGCAUUUUUUGAGAUCUACCAUUCUGAAAUUUUCAGCCCAAAAUUUAGAAUGUUACACUCUUAUUCUCAAAGCUGAUUUUUUCUAGAUCCAAAAAUUCUAGGCCUGAUUUUUAUGGGCCUACCUAAAAUUUGGGUUCAUUUUUAAGGUUUCAAUCUAGGUUUAAUGUUAAGCCUGAUGCUCCAGGCUAAAUUACAAGCCUGAAUCUGGAAAAAUUUGAGUUACAGUUUUUCAACCGAAACUUAAGAAUCUUAAAUUUUUCUGAAAAAUUUUUAGAGAUGAAAUUUGAUUCGUCUCAAAAUUUAGGCAUAAAAAUUGCAUUUCAAAUUUCAAAACAUUUUUCUGAAAAUGAAAUUUUUUAAAAUAAAGGAUUUUAAGCCUAAAUUUAAAAAGCUUCUUGAUCCCAAAAUCCUAGGCCUAAUAUUUCUGGGCCUAAAAAAUUAAUUGGGUUGAUUUUUAAAGCCUUAAAACCCUUAAAAAUCAGCCAAAGAACACAACACAAAAGCCAUCUUGCCAAAAAAAAAGCUUUAAAAAAUUCGGUGCAUUUCUAAAUCUUCCUCACAUUUCAUUCUAUUUCAUUCAUUUUUCUCACACAUUCAAGCUCAUCCUUCUUAUUUAUUUUUUUUUGGUUGUUCGCCAUUUUUUUUGUCAGUCUACUACGACUCAUUAAAAAACACACAAGAAAGAAUUUCAAGUAUUCUUGAAAAAUAAAUAGAAAAUAUUUGUAUUUGGAAUUUUUAUGUGAGUAGCAAAAAUAUUAUUUUUGUUAUUUAUUUUUUGCGAUUGAGAAUGGUGAGUUCUUGAUUUUUUUUAAAGAUUUUGGGAUUGCUCAUGUUAAACUCUUCUAGAAAUUCAGAGUUUACCAUGAGCAAUGAUUUGAAAAUUGCUUCUGUUAUGUUGACUUGUUGAUCUGAGCAAUACUUGGCGUUGGCGAUUUUAGGUAUUGCUCAUUUUAAAUUAAUUUUUCCUCAGUAGAUAGAUUUUAACAGGUAGAUUUUAACAUGAGCAAUGAUCAAUUUUUGUUCUGAUAUUGCUCAUAUUAAAUGAGCAUUCAAAUUUGGAACAUUUUGAGCCAAGAUUCGGCUAAACUCGGCUUAAGAACUUUACUUAACCUUAAAAAUUUAAGUUUUCUAGAAAAAAUAUCUGAAAAAAAUCAAUUUUUUCUCAAAAAAAGAAAAGCCAUGAUUUUUUCUCACAAGACAAAAAUGUCUAAUAAGAUUAGGCAGUUAGUUCAGAGCAGCUUUUCCCUGAGCUAUAGAGAAGUUAGACAGCAAAAGGAGGUGCUCUUUUUGUACUCCGACUUGUUUAUUUUAUAAUAAUAAUAAGCAUACACUAUAUUUUGUGCUCAUAUUUGUUCAAAGUCUUGUUCAAAACAUGUCAACUCCAAAUAAUAUUCCAAAAAAUAACAAGAAAAUUCGUAAAAAGUUUCUACUUUCCACUUAUUAUCGAGAUAAUAAAAAGGUAAGCUUGGUGAGGUUUUGAAAAUAAUUGAGUGGCUAUUAUUAUAACUUUUCCGGAGGGUUGCCAAGGAUACGGGAAAAAGUUGUGAAAAAUUUUCGAAAUAUUUAUUUACAUAGAAUGUUAUUUCAGACUGUUUGGGCGGCUUGUCGAGCUGUGAUUUUUGGAUGUAUUAUUAUUGUUGUUGGAUUGUCGAUGGCGGUUUUGGGAUAUUUUGAUAUUCAUUUUUCAGAGGUAUGGUUUUUAUAAAAUUACAGGAAAAUUUUUCUGGCCUAAAUUUUUGGUUGGAAAUAUUGAUUUUCAGAAAUUUUCAUCGAUUUUCAGUAGUUUCAGCUUUUUCAGCGCAAAAUUUUGAUAUAGAAAUAUAUUCUGAAAUUCUUUUUCAAACUUCAAACAAAAAUCUGAAGCUCUCAAAAAAUGUCAAAUUCCAGAAAUCUCUUCCUAGAUGAAGUUUUUGAGCUGAAAAUGCUGGAAAUAUUGAUUUUCAUUGAUUUUCAGUAGUUUCAGCAUUUUCAGCGCGAAAUUUUGAUGUAGAACGGUGUUCUUCUAACUUCUUGAUCCAUUAUCAGAAGGCUUCAAAAAAUGUAAAAUUUCAGAAAUCUCUUUCUAGACUAAAUUUUUCAGCUGUAAAUGCUGGAAAUAUUGAUUUUCAGUAAUUUUCAGUAUCUCAAGCAUUUUCAGCCUAAAAUUUUGAUCUAAAAAAAAUUCAGAAAAUGAAAAUUUUUGGCGCCAAAAUAAAUUUCAUUUUUAAAUUUUUCAUUUUUCAGCGAGUUCGACUAGAUUCAAAUGGUUCUCAAGUAAUAACACACGAUAAAUUCAUACAAUAUCAAUUGAAAAGUAUGCAAGUAAGUCCCCAUCUUCUCAUUUUCCCCCGAAAAAACAUUCGUAUUUAUUUUUAGUACCUCGGUCCAAUUUUAAUGGGAAUUGGCUCAUUCAUCCUAAUUAUCGCAUGUGUUGUAACAUUAGAAAGUCGAGAUAAACACGCUCAAAUAAUCACCGAAGAAUCGAUUUUGCAAAAAAGACGGAAACGUGCCGCUUCGGCCGCCGCGGCAGAACAAAAUACAACAUUUGUGGAUGACGAUGAGAAGGAGACUUUUGUAGCGAGUGGAAAUUGUGCGGUGACAACGUUUCGGGAGGAGGAGGAGCAGGAUUCGGAAAGGAGGAAGUUUGUGGCACUUGAUGCGAAUCGAUUGGCACCGCUGGCUGAUGUUGAUUCGUUGACUGAUAUUUCGAUUACGAAUAGGAGUAGAAUACGUGGGUUUUUGAACAUUUUUGAAUUGAAAAAGUUUGUGGUAAAAAAUCAAUCCGCAUCAAAGCCAGUUUCCCAAAAAUUUCAAAAUUUUAUUUUUAGCUCAGGAUAGUUUUGACCAAAAACACAUAGGAGUACGGUAAUGAACUGUGUAAUUUAAAGAAAAAAAAAUAAGCAGUCCCCAAAAAAAAAGCAGUCCCAAAUUUUGUUUGGGUCUGCAAAUUAUUUAUUGACCAUUUUGUGGUCUGCAAAUAAAAAGUCGCGUAGUUCAGUGGUAAAUCUCUGGUUUUUGGAUCUGAGGGUGACGAGAUCAAUUCCACAUGCAAACUUUUAUUUAUUUUUUCUCAUGUUCGAACAACGAUUUUUCAAAAAAAAAUUCUGUUAAUUUUUUUUGGAACUUUAAAAAAUUGAUCAUAAAAUUCAGAAAAAGAACCUAGAAUUUUGUUUUGAUUUUUCUUUCAUUCGAAAUAUGAGUUGAAUUUUCUGACCUACAAAAUGAUCAAAAACUUAUGAAUUAAAAUUUUUGAAACGCAAUUUCAACCAGAAAUUCAAAAAAAAAUGUAUUGUGAACCAAAAAUUUGCCAAUCUAAAUUCUGAACCCUCAAAACCCUUCAUUUUUUCAGAAUCCGACGAAACGCCGUGCCUCGAAUAA
This is a messenger RNA of Caenorhabditis angaria, 7051 nucleotides long. The record is from the annotation of a GenBank genome assembly. NCBI's taxonomy places the organism in Eukaryota, Metazoa, Nematoda, Chromadorea, Rhabditida, Rhabditidae.